Molecule: messenger RNA, 345 nt
Organism: Symbiodinium pilosum
Lineage: Eukaryota; Dinophyceae; Suessiales; Symbiodiniaceae
Source: the annotation of a GenBank genome assembly
GAAUACCUGGCUCCUAGCUGCGCGGGAGCCGCUUCACAGACUGCAUACCUGGCGCAGCAUGAGCUCUUCGAGCAGUGCCCUGUUCUGCGAGCUGACAUCGCUGUGCCCCAGACCUGGCAGGAGGUCCUCGGAGCGCCCUCUCGAUGCAAUGCAUGGGUGGGAACCAGCAGGACCCUGACGCCUUGCCACUGGGACUCCUACGACAACUUUCUGGCGCAAGUGCAUGGAUUCAAGCGCGUCGUGCUGCUGUCUCCAAACCAGCGCACAAAGCUGCACGUGAAGGUGGACGCAGGCACCGCGUCCCAAGGCAACAUCUCGCCAGUAAAUGUGGAGGAGCGGGCUUGA